This is a messenger RNA of Saccostrea echinata, 1404 nucleotides long. RefSeq lists its product as uncharacterized. The record is from RefSeq and is a predicted model, not a curated record. The transcript is spliced from 2 exons. Gene Ontology annotation, molecular function: zinc ion binding; translation repressor activity; ubiquitin protein ligase activity. The coding region runs from base 1 to 1404 and encodes 467 amino acids. NCBI's taxonomy places the organism in Eukaryota, Metazoa, Mollusca, Bivalvia, Ostreida, Ostreidae. Gene Ontology annotation, biological process: negative regulation of translation; proteasome-mediated ubiquitin-dependent protein catabolic process; protein polyubiquitination.
AUGGACCCAGACAUCCGUGCCCAGGAGUUGAUACGAUGUGACCUCUGUGAGACUGAAAUGGUACAGUUUUACUGUGAUACAUGUCAUGUCAAAUUGUGUAAUGCCUGUAUUGGAGAACACAUGACAUCCGAUGAAUCCAAGAAAAAGCAUUUAGGAAACAAAUGUGAAGGUCUCUUAGUAGCCAUAACAAAACAUGGAGAGGAAUGGCACAGGGAAAUUGACAAAGUUGUCACAAAACUGAUAGCUCAGGUUGAGGAACUGAAAACUGAUCAGUUACAAAUUCUACAGAGAUAUCUGGAUGAAAUGAAUGAGAAAACUUCUGAAAUAAGGAAUGAAAUAAACUCAGUUGAAGUUGUUAUAGACUCCCAGGAGAUUUCAAAAUUGUUUAAUAUUACAUCUAACAUACAUACUUAUAAAAAUCUUCCAGAAAAACCUGUGCAAUUAUUACCUAAAUUCACUCCAGUUACAAUCCAAGGUGAAAAACUUUGUAGCCUGUUUGGAUCUAUAUUACCAUGUGAAAUUACUUCAGAAAGACAUGGUUACAGUAUUGAACAAACACAAAGAUCAUCAGAAACUGGCUUUUCUCCUCCAGUCAAACAGCUGCUUGAUGAACCAGAAAUCAUCACUACUAUAAACACUAAGUAUGAAUCAAACCUACAUAAUGUGGCCUGUCUGAGUGAUGAGGAAAUCUGGACAUGUGGAUAUGACAGCAGCAUGAAACUCUUCAGUAUCAAUCAGGGCUCAGAACUCCAGGCAAUCACAACCAAGUCAGGAAACCCCCCCUCAGACAUAGCAGUUACAGAACAAGGCUAUCUUGUUUAUACUGAUCCUAGUGACAGAACUGUGAACAUUGUGAAGAAUGAAGAGAUUGAAACUAUGAUCACAUCAGAGAACUGGAUACCUUGCAAUAUCUGCAACACUUCCUCUGGUGACCUCCUGGUUGUCAUGGAAAGUGAUAUGUAUGAACAAUCAAAGAUUGUCCGUUACUGUGGCUCCACAGAGAUUAAACAAACCAUUCAGUUUGAUGAGGAGGGUAUUCCUUUCUAUUCAUAUGGUUAUGUUAAAUGCAUCAGUGAGAAUAAGAACCUGGAUAUCUGUGUGGCCGACUAUUCAGCUAGAGCAGUAGUUGUGGUCAAUAAUGCUGGGGAACUAAAUUUCAUGUAUACUGGUCCAAAGUACCAAUUAUUCAAACCAAGAGGAAUCACCACAGACAGCCAGAGUCACAUCCUUAUAGCUGAUUUAUACAAUGACUUUCUCCACAUCCUUGAUCAAUAUGGGCAUAUCGUCCGUUACAUAGACUGUAGACUGAAAGAGCCUCGUGGAUUGUGUGUAGAUACAAAUAACAAUCUGUUUGUUGCUCAAAAAAAAACCACACAAGUGAAAAAAAUCAAAUAUCUACAGUAA